This is a messenger RNA of Sphenostylis stenocarpa, 558 nucleotides long. Lineage: Eukaryota; Viridiplantae; Streptophyta; Magnoliopsida; Fabales; Fabaceae. The record is from the annotation of a GenBank genome assembly.
AUGAAUUCUUCAACACUAUGUUCCCUAAUCCUCUGCCUGAUCACCAUUUCUCAUCAUCCUUUGCCUGCAAAUGCUAGAGCUCAUGGUCAUCGUGAGCUAAUUGGUAGCAGUGAGAACCUAAUUAAGCAAAUUUGCAAGGAAACCUUUGAAGAAGAGAUAAACUGCAUGAGCAUUCUGAGAGCAGAUCCUCAAAUAGUGCAUGCAACAAACAUUUUUGGAUUUUCAAAGGCAAUUCUGGAGUUGGCUUUGAAGAAGGGAGAAGAGGGGCAAAACUUUCUGAAGGGAUUGGUAAAAACAACAAAAUCUGAAGCCAUUGCUUCAUGUGCAAACAAAUGCUAUGAUGGGGUGGUUGGAUCAUUUUCUAGUGCUCUUGCUGAGUUGAAAGUAAGUCCUGAUACAGCUAGUUAUGAUGCAAAAGUUGCUGGAGAUGGCUCUGUAAACUGCGAAACAGCCUUGGCUAAUGCACAUAUCCUUAACCCUGCCAUUUCUUCUCUUAACCAUCAAAUUUGGUUACUUAGCAAAAUUGCAUCCCUAGCCACAAAUAAAAUUACGAUGUAA